This is a messenger RNA of Liolophura sinensis, 9706 nucleotides long. RefSeq lists its product as uncharacterized. The record is from RefSeq and is a predicted model, not a curated record. Gene Ontology annotation, cellular component: intracellular membrane-bounded organelle. NCBI's taxonomy places the organism in Eukaryota, Metazoa, Mollusca, Polyplacophora, Chitonida, Chitonidae. Gene Ontology annotation, molecular function: phosphatidylinositol binding. The coding region runs from base 84 to 3674 and encodes 1196 amino acids. The transcript is spliced from 10 exons.
AUGGCUGCUGUUUAUCGAUAGAGCAUAUGUGAUACUAAAGAUCUCUCUAAAAAGUGACAACUUCAAUAUGAUCGGGCUGGAAAAUGCCUCGGAACAACAGCCAGAUAGACAGCGCUGUUUAUAGCUUCGUCCAAAGAGUGUUACAUCAUCGGCACCGAUUCAACGCUCCACAGAAGUCGGUGAUUCUGCUGGUGUUGUUGUGUUCGGUGGCAGCCGCCUGUUUGCACUGGCUGCACGUCGUUGGAUUUCUUCUCGUUUACGCAGCCGCUGUUUACUUCACGAAUAUCAAGUGUAACACGGCGUUGACAAGAGGCGAGCUUUACAGAAGUGAGUUGCUUUUGAGUUUUGUGUCUAACGUAAAAGAUGCAGUGGGGUCAGUUCUAAACUUGUUUGUAAGAGAGCCCUCAACACAAAUCGAGGAUGACAGCGGCGCCACGAAUUCUGGCCCCCCACCGAACCUGCCACAGAAUGCGGCAGGGUCUUGUGAAAGUCCACAGUGCAACGACAGCCAGGGCGAAGCGAAAGAAAACAACAGUCUUCAGAAAGAAGCUAACACCGUGAAUGAUGAAAUUGAGAGAUUUCUAAAUCUUGUGAUGAGAGAUUUUGUCCAGUCUUGGUACAAAACAAUCAGCCUUGACCCAGAUGUUCUAGAAGAAAUUCACGAAAUUCUGUACCAAGCCACGUUACAUAUUUGCAAAGCUCGCCUGGCAAAACUCAACGUGAAAAAAGUUACCUGUGAUGUUAUCAAACUAUUCCAACAGCAUUUGGGAGCAGUCUUAUUAAGUAAAGCUUUUGUCAGGAGUCAGCCAAAACGGCGGCGUUCCUCAACAACCAGAGUUAGCUCCCUUGAAGAGGCCUUCGAGCUUAAGUAUGGCUACCAUGUAGCUCUAGAAAAUGAAACGUCAGAAAUAAACUAUGUGAGAAGCUUGGUGGACAUUGUAUUAGUUCGGCUUCUCCCAAUUCAGAUACACAGGUGUCGAAUUGCACGCGCUUUAGUCACCGAGAUUCUCACCUGUAAUGUUGUUUUGCCAUUAAUAAAGAUGAUGUCAUCUCCAGAGUGGAUACAUAAAGCAGUCAAAGAAAUAUUUGGGAACAAUUCUGGCACGGGACACAAGAGUGUAGAUUUCACCGACUCAGACACACUGCAGGAGAAAGUUAUUACAAAAGAAGUUGAGACAUUCCAUGACACGACACAUUCCAGUGAUAUUCAAACAUUUUCUUUAAUCUGCAACACUUCACACGAGAAUGAUGGGAAUGAAAUCAGACGACAAAAUACAUCCGAUUUAUCAGCAGAAAAUUCUGGGGCUGAAUCUGGUGAAAUGAAGAAUGGUAAGGGUAGAAGUAGAAGCGGAGACAAGGAGGUCUAUCCAAAUCCAGAGAGUGAUGUAGAGAAACAUUUUAAGGUAACACCACACGAAGAAAUAACUGUUACAAAUGUUACUGCGAAAGACAGCCCUCGGAUAUUCAGGAGACAUUCAGUGAUAGGAGCAGCUGAUUUGGCAGAGGAAGCCGGGGAGAUGACAGAAGAGCGACAACCACCAAAUGGGGAAGCUGCUGCUUGCGUCUUUGAAGAAGGCAGCAAUGACGUUGGUACUGCUGCUGAAUCAAGAAGUGUGUCAAGGCCACAUCCAAAAAUACCUCGCCCGCACAGUCAGAUAUUUUCUUCACCAGAAAGGCCAAAUUCACCCAAGAAUACAGAGAACAUAGAUUAUGUGUUGGAGUUUAGAGAUGCCAAUUCUGAAUACGGUCAUCAUUUAAAUGGUUUUUCAGAAUCAGGUGAUACAUCUCCUACUGACGAUUUUAAGGACUGUUCCUUGCCUGUGACUCUUCUCGGGCCCAGUAUACGAACAAAACUGAGCCCUGAUGCCUGCGAGUGUUCAGUUGCUAGUGAUUUAAGAAAUAAUGGUCACUUAAGUCAGGGGCUUAAUGAUAAUGGAGGUUGCGAUAUUAUGCGAAAUCCAUGUUACAUUUCAUUCAACUCAGAGAGUCAAGAUUCAGAAACUUUAGGCCUUAACUUACAGUCAGCGUCAGUCAAGCAGGGUUCUCAUAAGAGAAACUUAUCCAACGAAUCAACUGAUUCUAAGCUGUGUACUUCAUCCAGGGAGACAACUAACGAGCAUAGGGAAAACUUCUACCUGGACAUUGAUGUUGAAGACGCAGAAGAUGCUGAUAUUGAAUCCGAAAUCCAACUUUACAAACCGCAAGAAAACUGGGCAAAUUUGGCCAGAAACAUUCCUAACUCGACAGACAUUGAAAGCGCACUAGCCAACUGCAUGCCCGUAUGCAAACCUGACGAAUACAGGGUACUAGACAGUAAAUCACGUCUUUUCCACAGUGUUGCCAUACCAACCACUGACACCAUAGCGAACAAAGGGUCCAGUUCUUACACCAUCUACAAAAUUGAGUUUGAGGCUUGGUAUUGGGCAGAUGGAGAAGUUGUGCUAAGGAAAGGCACGGUUCUGCGGAGAUUCCGCGAGUUUGUGAAUCUUCAGGCGCGAUUGGAAGAUAACCCGACUUACAAGCCAUGUCUAAAAGAUAUUAAGGGACCAAAACGCUGGAUGUCUUUGCCAUUUGGUAACAUGGACAAAGUUGCGAUAGAAGGGCGGCGAAAAUACCUGGAGAAAUUUUUAAAGCUGGUGAUAGAGAAACAGCCAGUUUGUAAUGGUGAAGAGAUCAAGGAGUUUUUGGCGUAUGAAGGUCGAUCGCACAUCGCAUUUGUCAGGAAGGCACCUGAGUUAUCCGUGCCCAGAAUAGACAAAAUGUUUGUGCGCACCAUGUCAGGAGUGUUUGGCAGAAUUGCCACUGUGCUGCCGAACUUGACCCCAGAUGUCCUGCCCAGUCUGUCCCGUAAAGAUUCCAACCCAGAGGCCAAAGUCAUGGAGGUGGCCGUGACCUGGGAUGAAGACAACAUUGAGCUGAACUUUGGCAUAAUUCAGCAAGAGCACCCUCACGUGGCUGCGUAUGACAAAUUCAUGGAUGAGUACUUCACCCGGAUUCAGCAAGAUGAAAUGCCGACACAUUCCUUACCGAGUGACUCGGGAGAACCAAAUUUAGGAUCUGACCAUAGGUUAGGAGAAAUUGACUUGGAAAACGACUCCAUGGAUUAUGUUCCUCAUAGAUCAGACGGAGACGGCUCAGCAACACCAGACCCGCCCACGUCUCAAGGAUUGGAUGAAAGGUGCUACAGUGAGAUUCCAUUGGCCCGUGCUAUACUUGACCUUGGUGCGCGAGCUUUGCGUGGCCAAACUAACUGGGUGUGCCGGGAGAGUGUCAUGGAGGUCAUCCAAAUUGUGGCUGGCAGAGCCCUGGACAGAUGGCUGGAAGAUCAGGUGACUAUGUUGUCGUCAAGUGAGCAGUGCUGUCUGUAUCUGGAGUUGCUAAGGGAGACAAUAUGGCCGAAGGGGAAGCUAGCGAGUGAUGACGAAGAGGUUUUAUCUGAAAUGGAGAGAGCUGAACUUAACGCACAGGCAAAAAAAGCCUUGAAGGAGUUUUUCCCAGAGUUUCUUGUGGCCCUUAUUGGAGAUCAGGACCUGGAGGAUGGUAUCACCCAGGCCAUUGACUCGGUGGAAAAUCAGAAAAUCAACAGACAUUUUCUGUACACUUUCCUCGACCUGAUUUUGGAACGCCUGUUUCCAGAGUUGGCCAUUCAGGUGGACGUUCCAGUCAAAACAUGACAAGGAUUGGUUAGUUUCCAUUGACUCACAACCAAUGGAAUUUAAGGACAUUUUUGACCUUUGACCUAGCCCUCUCUGUUAAGUUGUUCAACCUGUAGCUACCACGAUCUCAUGUACAAAACUAGUCAGUGUAUUUUGGGUAACUUGUAUUUUUCAACAAAUGUUCUAAAUCAAGCUCCUUACUAGGAGUUUGUAAUUGUAUGCACCAUAAACUAUUUUGAAGAAGGUGAGACUUCAACAAGUUAUUUUGGUAAGGAACUUAAUGCCAUGGUAUUUAAAACGUGUACAUUGUAUUUGUUUGAAUGUGUGAUAUUGAAAACACGCAAAUUUGAUUCCAGUGUUACUUUAGAAUUAGAAAACAAGUAAGGACUUAUUAAAGUUAGAGGUUCUGAUGAAUUUUUUAAGAAUGUUGAAAGACUUCUAUAAUAUGUUUGUUAGGUUAGAGAUUACUUUGCAUCUCAUUAACUCUUCCAGUAGAAACUAUAUGUAUAGUGUAGGAGAAAAUCUUGUGAUUUGACUCUGACAACAAAUGGUUUAGUCAUUUUAUCUGGUGCAAACAGGUACGUGUAUAAUUAAUUAUUCACUGUUAAUUUAUUAAUUUUUACAAAGAGCUCUGGUCACAGGCAUGGUACUUACCAAUUUUCCAUGAAGUUUAAAGAAGUUCAGGGUCUGCUCAUGCUAAUACACCCAGACAGAGCAGCAAAAAUAGCCUGGCAUUUAAUCAUAAAGGGUUAACAUCAUUUUUCUUGAAUUUUCCCUGUGAAAAAUUCUGUUUUCAAAAUGAACAUUUAAAGUAGCCCCAUGAAUUGCAUUUUCAGAUACAAAUAAAUGCUAUGAAAUAGAACUUUUAAGUACAUUUACCCAGUAGGGUAUUACCUCAAAUUACUUUUCUAUUAAAGAUCAAUAGAACUGGUGUUUUGGUUUUAAGACUUUAGGGUUUCUUUUUUCAUUUUUUUUCUCUUUCUUAUCAAACUGUCUGAGAAAUUUAUCCUGAGUACAUAAAUUAAUUUUACAUCAGUGCUAAUGUUGAGUAUUGUAAUUUUGCAUGGCCACGGCUAGGCCCUUUUGAAGAACAAAAAAGCUGAAAAUAAAAACAAAAAAGGUUGAAAUGGUAAAUCGUGAUUAUCUACAUUGACAUGGUAAUCGAGAGAACAAACUUCCAAAGUAACAAAUCAUUAGUACACUGACAACUAACUGAAAUGAAUUCGAAUUUUAUUUUUUAUUAAGGUAAUGCCCAUUUUAUUUUGUCUUUAUGGGCAAGCCAUUAAAAAAACAAAACAAAAAUUGAAUAAAUAUAAAGCUGAAAAUCUACGCUUUUAUUACUUACCUAUCUUGAUGCUUUUAUGAUUUUCCUGUUUGUCAACACUUUAUGAUCAUGGAAAUAUCCCCACAAUCAAGAAAGAUUGUCAACAGUCUACUUUUUCCUCACAAAUUAGAUUUUUUUGAGGUUUAUUUGUUUUUUUAGAACCUCUGGCAAUCUUGAAAAAAGAUUUAUUGUGCCCGUAAAACAAUUAAAAUUGGUGUGGCCUUACAUGUCCAAAAUGAGAAGCCACUUUUGUAACUAAUUUCCUCAUUAGACAGCCUUCUCUCAUUUCAUUGCAAAAUUGUCAACAGACCUCAAACUUGUUCCAAAAAACAGUUUUGGUGUGUCAUAGGAUAUUCUGAGCUGCAUGUAACUUUCAUUUCGUAUGAAGACAAUGUUACUUGAACAGAGAUGAUCUUGGACCCGAAAUUGCUGACAAGGACUCAAGUACUGACAAAGUAAGUGUCAUCAAGGUACAAGUUUAAAUCAGAUUUAUUGCCAUAAUUAUUACGGGUAUGAUUAAGGUAUCAAGUCAGUUUACAAAAGCUUGAAUUAAGCAUAUGGGAUAGUAUCCCUUUCUCUAUAAAAACAACAGUAGUAAUAGUGACUCGCUGGAAUUUUGUUUCAAAACUUUACCUUUUAAUUUGUACUGGUAUUUAGUCUUCAUAUGCAGCCUUUACUGAUAUCAAUUCAGUUUACAAAAGCUUGAAUUAAGCAUAUGGGAUAGUAUCCGUUUCUCUUUAAAAACAACAGUAGUAAUAGUGACUCGCUGGAAUUUUGUUUCAAAACUUUACCUUUUAAUUUGUACUGGUAUUUAGUCUUCAUAUGCAGCCUUUACUGAUGACUAAAGGAAAUUAUGUAUGUUAAGUUUGAUUAGUUGGGUAGUACCGUUUCAUCCAAAUCAGAAUUAUCCCCUUGAAACAUUUUUUACCCCAAAAAGGAAAUAGAAUUCUUAUUAAAACAAAUGUUGUGCAUUAUGCACAAAUGCGGGAUAAGAUAAUAGAAUUUAAGAUGUGUAGUGUUUUUUUUUUCUUUUGUGCUUAUUGGUGUAUAUUUUUUUUGUUUAUGGAUUUUUUUUAACUUCACAAACAAUGUCACUUUUGAAAAUGAUGAAAUUUGAAAUUAGACCUACAUUCACCUUCAUUUUAGGAGACACAAGCUUAAGACCAGGCUUGGAUCGACUUGGGACCCUCAGCAACUGGGUCCAGUUCGACAUAUUCGACCUGCGCACAAUACUCGUGCCGAAAAGUCUGAGGAAACCUUGCAGUCACGACUGGCUGGCCAGUUUCAGUACGCAUAGGUCAACCUCAACUGGAAGCAACUGUCAGCUCGGACGUAGCAACGUGAUUUUCACGGGACCUGUUGUGUGCGAUAUAUCACAAUGACAGACUAUGGGCAAACUGUUUUCAACUGGGUGCAAGCAGUCGUUAGUUAACACAGUUGGAGACAACUGGAUGCUUCCGGUCGCAGAAAAGUAGAAUAUGUUAAACUGGAUGAUCAGAAGUUCAAGUAUGUUCACGGUUUUGCAGUGAUGUCAUGGCGGCUUUGAGCCAAUCACCAGCACACUCUUUGGUCACGUGACUAAAGUACUGGAAAUGAAAACAAAGCGAAUUUAACCCUUGUGAGAUAGGCAUUGGAGCAGUUUUAGCAUCUUAAAAUGAAAAUUAUAACUUUUAGGUGAGAAAUUCUUUCUGGAAAUGUGAUCAGAAUGUGUCUAACCUUCAAAUAUGAUAGUUCCAGUGUUCUGUGGUACUUUGAACUUGAGAAAUGACCAAACAUCACCAUUUCGCACAGUUAGCUUCAUAUAAUAUAUCACCGUCUGCUCCUUGAAAGAAACCCUGGUGCUAUGAAAUGCUAUGAAACUAUGAAAUGACUAAUACCAGUGCCCGAUUGCAUGCUCCCAGUUGCGUUCAUGUGCUCCUAGUCACUUCCAGUCGCCUAAAACCCAGUUGCUUUCAGUCACCAAACACCCGGUUGUUGCAGUUGCAAGGUCACAAAGUCGAUUUACGCACGACGUAAGAAUUAAUUUUCCACACUUCAUUUGUCAGUACCUCACUUUGUAGUUUUACGUUAGCUGAAAUAUUACCAUUUCCAAAUUACAUGUCAAGCUUUAAUACGUAGGCUACGUGAAGUUCACCAUUUAUUGUACUGACAUAUGUAUUCAUUGAUUAACACUUGAUUUUGUGGAGAAAGUAAUCCUUUAUCCAAGUUUGUGUACACGUUAAAAAAAAACUCCUAUCAAAGAUACGACACCUGUAAUCUAUUAGUUGUUUAGGUGAAGCACUAGUAGUACGUGUGUCAGUUUUCUUGUCAGGAAAGCUAUGAUGUGUAGCAAGAAAUGAACAAACCCUGUAAUUCUUGUCGAUAUACUUUGUGAACUGUGGAUGAACUAUGGAUGAACUGUUAUGGGUUAACGUUACAUAACAUGGGUUGUGCUAUACCGGAAGUACAAAAAUUGGGACCAGUGUGCCACGCUUUAUUUAUAUAAUGCCCCAUCCAGCCACUCCCACUCCAAAUUGAUUGGUGUUUACAGUCACAGCAGUAGCCAAUCUGAAAUGUGUAUUUAUAGACGAACGCGUCAAAAUGCAUUCUGGGAAAACUGACAGUACUUGUUGGUCGUGACAUGUAGACUACCAAUUAUUUUCCAUAAUUUCUCAGUAUUGCGUUGUGUAUUUUUGUAACAUUGCCCUAGUGACCUAUCAAACCAGAGGAAGUACAGGCAUGCGAACCAUAUACAAUGCAGUAGUAAACUUUUCUGUUUAUGUACUUGUAGUUAAACUUAUAACUAAUUAAUGGCAUACCACUAUAUUUUAUUGGCAUCACGUGACGUAUCAUUAAUAUACAUUGUAUGUUAGAUUGACCUUGACACAACACUGAAAUGUGAUAUUGGGAUUCUGUUUUACAAUACAGAGACUUUUCUCUGUAUUUAUGUUGUAUGUAUGUUAAGUAUUUUCACUUUUGGUUUAUUCAAAAAUGGUUGAUAAAGGUAAAGGUGUAUGAAAUGGUCCCUCUCUGCUCAAAGUCUAGUCGUUUUUUCUCACGUAUAGUUUACUCAUUUCCUCGUCAUUUAAUAUGAACUUGUAUGUUUGUUCUUUUUUAUGUGUAGUAAAACUUUAUAAGUGGCAACUGUUUUGUUAGAGGAACAUAAAACAUUAGAGAAAAUCCUUUCUUCAUGGCAGAUCUUAAUCAGAGCUCACUUUAAAACGUGGAAUUGGUUAAUUUUCGUCCAUUUUACCCUAAAAGGGCACUUUUUCAGCAGUAUUCGAAAGGGUACCAUCUGGGUAUCAGACUCAUUAAUUUUGCUAUCGUGGCCUGAGCAACUUAAAAACGUGUCGCCUACUUAAGACUGUAUGGUACGGAAAUUGAAGAUUUUGCACCAUUAACUAUAAAUAUUUUGUAAUAUUAUCCAAGUGAAAGAUAAUCCCUGCGACACAUUUUGUCGUCCUUUAUCACGUAUAUACUAGUUUACUAGCAUGACGUACAAAAUACGUAAAUUUCACUGCAGUUCUCUGUUUAUCGUUUACAUGUUUUUGUUUAUCAGCAGUGCUGUUUGAGUAGUAUAAGAUGAUAUUCAAAAGUGUCAUAUCAAAAAGUGAUAUUCAUCAGUGUAACAUACCACCUCUAUUUGGAAAUGAAAUACUGGAAAUUCGCAUUUUGUGCAACUAAUACCAAAACACAAAUAUACAAAGUCGCCAGUAAGUGUGGCUUAGCACCUUGGACCGACUCAACAAAGCCAUUUCUGACUGAAGUCAAAAUUUAAAAUGCGAUCGUAAAACUUAUUUUUCGGCUUUAAAGAUUAAAAUUUUGUCCACGUUAUCUAUGUUACUCUACGACAAACGUGUCUAAAUUUCAACUUUCAGCACGAAAAGCCGAUCGUUGUGAAGAGGGCUUAAAUUUUGACAUAAGUCCGAAACGGCUUUGUGGAAUUGGUCUCUGGGUUAAGACACAGUUUCUAGACAUGAGAAAAAUUUCAUUAUAGGUACAGUAUACCUUCCAAACAUUCUGAAUGCUUGACCUCUAGUGGAAUUUGGGGUUUACGUUGUAGUAUAGGGACCACACCCAGUCAAGACAUUCCUUCCUGUGGGAUUUUUCAUUCUUUUUUGUUUGGUAUUGCAAGAGUGUAAUACCAAUACCACAUACAGCUUUCAACAAAGCCACUUGACCUCUACGAGAUAUUUUUACAAAAUCAGUUUACCAUUAGAACACAAAAGUAUUUUGCCUAGCGCUAUAAGCCAGCAUUUUGAUUCAUGUGCCGUUUUUGGGAUGAAUUUAUAACAUUGGGUGCUGGACCUUACUUUGUUCCUCUGGCUAGAUUACCGCGUACACUAAAAAGAUAAUCCGUUGUCUGACCAGGUUUAAAGGAAAACAUCUUGCCGUUUUUUGGUGCCACAAUUUCAUCUUGAUUUCAGUGUUGUUGUUGUUUUGUAUCAGUGACUGGCAUCUGAUAUGCAUGUGUGAAGUGAAUUGAUACUCUCAUACCUCUGUUCUAAGAGGCAAAAACAGGUGCUUGCUGUUUAGAUAAAUACAUUUAGGUAUCACCCUCACAGUCCUAAAGAACAAUACUAGUAACACAUUACUUGCAGUGUUACACAGGUCAAUACGCGCUUAGCACCUCUAUACCCUGUGUGAUGAUAUAUCUUUGUUUUAUUGUUUUGUUAAAUUAUUUGUUAUAAUACAAACCUGUUUUUGUUUUGUAGCCGUUGCUUCAGUAUUAUAAGUAUGCAGCAUA